AUGUCUGGCCUCGACUGGGACCACGUCACCAAGAUUGGCAGCAAGAACCGCGGUGGUGCUGCCCAGCGCGAAACCGUCGUCAAGGGCCGCAGCGCUCUCAACGCCGCUCAGCGCAGCGGCAACGUCGUCGCCACCGAGAAGAAGUACGCCGCCGGCAACGGCGCGUCCAAGCCGGCGGUUGAGGGCCAGCACCUGACCAAGGUCGAUCGGUCCGACGACAUCGUCAAGGUCAAGGUCCUCGGCAAGGACGUCGGCGCUAUUAUUGCCGACCGGCGCGGCAAGAUGGAGCCCAAGCUGUCACAGAAGGACCUCGCGGACCGCUGCAACACCAAGCAGGCCAUCAUCGCCGCCAUGGAGCGCGGCGAGGGCCAGCCCGACCAGAAGGUGCUCGGCGCCAUCGAGCGCGUGCUCAACGUCAAGCUACGGGGCAGUGACAUUGGCAAGCCCAAGUUCGAGAAGAAGAAAUAG
Molecule: messenger RNA, 468 nt
Organism: Grosmannia clavigera kw1407
Lineage: Eukaryota; Fungi; Ascomycota; Sordariomycetes; Ophiostomatales; Ophiostomataceae
Product: coactivator bridging factor 1
Exons: 1
Coding region: 1-468 (155 amino acids)
Cellular component (GO): nucleus
Molecular function (GO): DNA binding
Source: RefSeq, a predicted model, not a curated record